AUGCGGAGCGCAAGGAAUCUCCGCGCAGAGGCGCAGGUGACCACCGACCGAAGUCUGCCGUCCUUCGACAACCACUACAGCAAUGGCGUCCUCAUGGAAAACUGGCAGGAGGGACGCAUUUACGACGCCUGUGGUCGCAAGUUCACGCUGGCGAUGGACCGCCCUGUAGGGGUCUCGCACUCAAUGUACACGACCGACUACACCAACCCAGGCAGAACCUCGCCGCAGCCCAUGAUGCGACGCAGGGGGCUCGGGAAAGAGCUCAUGUUCGGCGAGGGCAAACCCGCCACCUUCGACGGGGUCCCCACAAGCACCACCUACGGCGAAACGCAACGGCACCUAAUCCACAGCAAAAACGGCAAACCACGGCGUUCUCCGCGCCAAAUGGAUGCUACAUUUGGGGAGAGUGGCUGGCGCACCUUCAGCGAGAGCUCAACAGUGGCAAGCAACUGCCCCACAGCAGACGAAGACAAUUUCGGAAGGUUCAGCAGCACCAAGGCAGUUAUGGACCUACCGGUGGAAUGCUACCACUUCCAACGACAGAUGGCCUGCCAUGAAAUGUCGCAAUGA
Trypanosoma conorhini is the source of this 570-nucleotide messenger RNA. RefSeq lists its product as uncharacterized. The transcript has a single exon. Bases 1 to 570 code for a protein of 189 amino acids. The record is from RefSeq and is a predicted model, not a curated record. NCBI's taxonomy places the organism in Eukaryota, Euglenozoa, Kinetoplastea, Trypanosomatida, Trypanosomatidae.